This is a messenger RNA of Lagenorhynchus albirostris (white-beaked dolphin), 902 nucleotides long. It is a transcript of the gene HDDC3, whose product is annotated as HD domain containing 3. The record is from RefSeq and is a predicted model, not a curated record. Gene Ontology annotation, molecular function: guanosine-3',5'-bis(diphosphate) 3'-diphosphatase activity. The transcript has 4 exons. Lineage: Eukaryota; Metazoa; Chordata; Mammalia; Artiodactyla; Delphinidae. Bases 27 to 566 code for a protein of 179 amino acids.
CCGAGGUCGCCGGCCCCAACCGCGCGAUGGGCUCCGAGGCGGCCCAGCUGUUGGAGGCGGCUGACUUCGCGGCUCGGAAGCACCAAUGGCAGCGGCGGAAGGACCCCGAAGGGACCCCCUACAUCAAUCACCCUAUCGGUGUGGCUCGUAUCCUGACCCACGAGGCAGGAAUCUCUGACAUUGUGGUGUUACAGGCAGCCCUGCUCCAUGACACGGUGGAGGACACAGACACCACCCUGGAUGAGGUGGAGCUGCACUUCGGGGCACAAGUGCGGCGUCUGGUGGAGGAGGUAACAGAUGACAAGACUCUGCCCAAGCUGGAGAGAAAGCGGCUGCAGGUGGAGCAGGCACCCCACAGCAGCCCCGGGGCUAAACUGGUGAAGCUGGCAGACAAACUGUACAAUCUGAGGGACCUGAAUCGCUGCACCCCAGAGGGAUGGUCCGAACACCGAGUCCAGGAAUACUUCGAGUGGGCAGCACAGGUGGUGAAGGGGCUUCAGGGGACAAACCAACAGCUGGAAGACGCUCUAAAGCAGCUGUUUAAGGAGCGGGGGCUGACGCUCUGAGCAGUAUUUGGAGCCAUCCAGUGGCACAGACUCCAUCCUUGCCCAGGCCAGAGAAGAUUCAUACUUCAGCCUUUCGGUGCCUCCCGAGCUUCCUCCCUGGUUCACUCAGCCCAGGUAUUAGAGACCAAAUACACGUGUCCUUUCUCACUCUGAAGAUCUGCCAACUAAGCUGAGCCCCAGAUUGUGGGAUGAUGUGCCCCACCCAUUUCUAAUGCAUUCACUGCCCUUCUCCAGGCCUUGGGUCUGAUUGCAUGGUGGGAUCUCUGGCCCCUCAGGGACUUGGGCUUAUAUAUAAACGCUAGUUCAAAAGUCAUUAUGCAAAAUAAAACAUUUGGA